AUAUCAUAUGUGUUAUAUUGGCUCUGUAUAUAACCCCGCCUACUACAGUCAGUUAUAACAUAAGACUGACGUUGUCAGGUCAUCAACCAACAGGUGUUUACCCAACGAUAUCUAGGACAGUUAUACAAGGACUACACCACCUCAUCAGCACAUGGCGACGUUAUCUGCAGUGUACACCUUCACACCAGAGGGAUUCCGAGUUACAAAAGAUAUGAAAAAGAGUUUCGAUGAUCAAGGAUACAUCUUAGUCAAAGGGUUGUUUAAUAACAAUGAGAUAGACAAACUUCAGAAAGUGUUCGAGGAGACGAACCUCAUCAUGGAUCACGGAUGGGGAAUUGACGAUGGCACAGGAAAGAUAGCUAAACUUGCGGUCUGGAACAGUCCGGGAAGUGACGUAUCUGGAAUGAUGGCACGGUGCGAGAAGGUCGUUACUACAUGCGAAGACUUAUUGGAAGAUGAGGUGUAUCACUACCAUGCGAAACUGACGUAUAAGGAUCCUUUGUCAGGGGGCUCGUUCGUGUGGCACCAAGACUACGGAUACUGGUAUAAGAACACUUGUUUGUUUCCCGAUAUGAUGACGGUUUUUGUGGCUAUUGACAGAUGUUGCCAAUCAAACGGAUGCUUGCAGAUAUUGCCUGGGUCCCACAAAUGCGGCCGGAUUGACCACGAUAUGAGCAGCGGUCAAACUGCAGCCAACGUUGACAGAGUUGAGGCAAUACAGAAGGUGUGUCCACCCGCUUUUGUAGAGAUGGAGUCAGGUGACGCCUUAUUUUUUCACUGCAACUUGCUGCACUGUAGUGCUGCUAACGAGAGUCUUGAAAGGAGAUGGGCUUACCUCAUGGCAUACAAUACGAGGACAAACAACCCGGCCGUGACCCAUCACCACGCCCAGUAUACACCAAUCCAAAAGGUUUCCAACAGCGCCGUAGCGGACUGUACCAACUACCGCGACUUUACAGACAAAGAUUUCAUGGAGAUCGGCUCGUCUAAAACAACAAGGGUUUCCUUUCGGGAGAGUCCACAGACACAACAGGAGUGUUAAACUCUAAUCCGUUUGUUACACCUGAAGCAAACUGAUUAGACAUGCUAUACAGCGUUAGUCAUGUAUAUAACCAGAUUAAUACGUUACAUGUGUCUCAGAUCCAAGACAUUUUCAUGAUUCCUGAAAUAGCAAUUCCAUUCAAAGAAAACAAAUCUUGUGUUAAAUUACAAUACCUUAUGUAUAAGUACCUCAAAGCUGCUUCUCUUGGUAAUGUUUCUUAGUCCAUUUUGAUAUUAGUUACUUCAUAGAAGCAUCGGUAGAGUGUAAGUUUGACAGUGGAUAAGUCCAGAGAUCGAGCCCUACAAUUUCCGUUUUCUGCUUUGCGUUCUCAUUUAUUUUUGUUUAAACACUGUUAUUCCAAAUAAAUGUUAUAUUGUAAAAAGAAAUAACUUGCACUAUAUUUGUUGAUAAUUACUGAAACAAACAUGCCAUAUUAGUGUCAAUAGUGAAAGUAUGUUCUUACUUGUCAGUAAUCUUAACCGUAAAGGUACUUCAUUAACUGUACAUGCAUUUUUUUGUAACAAAUACAUAACUCACUAACAAAGCAAUAAAGCUGUCAGCA
Mizuhopecten yessoensis (Yesso scallop) is the source of this 1604-nucleotide messenger RNA. RefSeq names its product probable phytanoyl-CoA dioxygenase. NCBI's taxonomy places the organism in Eukaryota, Metazoa, Mollusca, Bivalvia, Pectinida, Pectinidae. The record is from RefSeq and is a predicted model, not a curated record. The coding region runs from base 152 to 1042 and encodes 296 amino acids. The transcript is spliced from 10 exons.